AUGGAGCAGCCUGACGUUGACGACGAGGACGAGUAUGAGUACGAGUACGAUGAGAAUGACACAGAGACCUUUUUCGUGGAUAUUGACCUCUCGUCUCUCAAUCCGGGAGCGAGACCAAAUGAUGGCGCCAUCAGCAUGCCCAGAACGGUGACACCCGCAAAAAGAAAGAUCGAUGGCUCUUCUACAAACACGUUCAACCCAGACGAACCCAGUCAAGAUACUGCGGGUGAUCCAACAGGGGAAGCCCGUGUCACGCCGAUGCAGGUACCGCAAGAUACGCCCGCCCACAUUGCAGCAAGCGACCAGGAUCGAUUGCAGCCCUUUCAGUCACGUGUGCAGAUUCUCGACCUGGACUCUGUCAAUCCCAUUGUCUCCUACCAGGGUGAAGUGUACAGUUGCAACUGGAGUGACCUCGUGGGCACAAAUAUGUUCUUCACGUACCCAGAGACGAUUGAUGCCGCUGAAGCUUUACGAUCGACGGAUGACUACAGCCUGAUUGGCAUAUCGCGAAUCAAACUUGUUGGCCAUCGAGCCAAAAUAAUCAAGAGACCGACUGAAGCUAGAGAGGCAGGCGGUGACAUGGAGAAUCGACAGCCGCGAGACGGCAGUAACGCCUUGAAUAGUCAGAGCACCGAGGACGGAAUCAGAGAGAAGCAAGCUUCAUUCUUGGAGAAGCUUAGAGAAAUCACACAGCGACAGAGAGAAGCAGAUGGCGCUCAGCCACCCAUAAGUCAAGAGAAGCAUUCGGCCAACCAGGAGAAAUCGCACGAGCCCGAUGAUGUUCAGGUCUUCGAUAGGGAUGCAGACGCUCUCGUGAGAGUGCAAGAAUCCUAUUCUCAAUCUGAUGCAGACGGCCCACAGUCGAGGGAGACUUUUCACAGAGCCGAUAAGCCUCAUGCUGAGGCUAAUGAGACUAUGUGA
Messenger RNA from Cladophialophora carrionii CBS 160.54, 921 nucleotides. RefSeq lists its product as uncharacterized. The coding region runs from base 1 to 921 and encodes 306 amino acids. The transcript is spliced from 2 exons. Lineage: Eukaryota; Fungi; Ascomycota; Eurotiomycetes; Chaetothyriales; Herpotrichiellaceae. The record is from RefSeq and is a predicted model, not a curated record.